UUUGUUGUUUAGUACUGGGCUGUCUCCCGACGUGUACGUUACGUAUUGGCGCCGUGGCGCUAUAGCGGUGAAAAUUUGUAACUCUGUGCAAAAGACUGUGCGAAACUGUUGCACAAAAAAAAGAAAAGUAAUUUAGCAUCAAUUUAACGCCUUGCUAGACAAACGAGGUGAACUGAACUGAGCUGAGCUGAGCUGAGUUGAGCAAAACGAUAAAACGGAAAAACGGCGAAACACAUAAGAGUGAGAGCGACAGAGAUGCCUUAUCAGCCAGCGGGCAACAACAGCAGCGGCGGCGGCGUCAGCAGCGCUGGCAGCAAAGCUGCUGCAAAAAUGUCGCAGCUAAAGUUCUGGAACAAGCAGAAUAGCAAACAGCAGGAGAAGCAGCUGCAACAGCUACAAGACUCAUCCGAUGGCUGUGAUGCCGGCCUGGGCAAUGGCAGCAGCGGCAACAACAGCGCCAGCAAUGGCGGCAGCAGCGGUGGCAACUCCAAAGGCGACUCGAAGAGCGGCAAACGUAAUUGGCUGCAUACGCCGGAGCAGCUCAUCAAUGGACAUGCCGUAUAUCUAGUCAAGUUCUUUGGUAACCUGAGUGUGGACCAACCCAAAGGCAUCGAAGUGGUCAAGGACGCAAUACGCAAAUUGCAAUUCGCACAGCAAAUGAAGAAAGCGGAAACGGGAACACAGGAGAAAUUUAAGAAGCUGGAGAUUACAAUUAGCAUCAAGGGCGUGGCCAUUCAGGAGCCGCGUACACAUAAAAUACUACAUCAAUUUCCGCUGUACAACAUCUCGUACUGUGCGGACGAGAAGGGUGUGAAAAAGUUCUUUAGCUUCAUUGCCAAGACAAUCAAGUCGAAAGAUAAUGGCACAACGGACACAAAUGGCUACAAUUCGAAUGGCAGCGCGAAGCCGGAGGAGACGCACGAAUGCUUUGUUUUCAUAUCAAAUAAAUUGGCCUCGGACAUUACGCUGACCAUUGGCCAGGCCUUUGACUUGGCCUACAGAAAAUUCAUGGACAGCAACGAGAAGACAAAUCUAAACAAGGCGCAGCAGCAAAUUGAGCAUCUACAGCAAACAAUUUCAAUAUACAAAGAGCGAUUGCGCGAAUUGUCAAACAAAUUGCCAAAGGCCGAGCUAGAUGCAAUGCUAUUUAAGCUGGGCAUCAAGGAUAUUAUCGAGGUGCCCAACCAGGAGCUGAAUGGCAAUGAAACGCUUAGCAAUGGCAAGCUGGAUGAAGAUAAGCUGCUAAUUGAUACUAACUCGAUGACGGCAUCAUCGACACAUUCGUCAUCCCCCAAUUCGUUCUUGCCAAUCGUGCCGCCCCGGAGCAAUCUGUCCAGCCAGAUGAGCAGCAGCAGCAGCGGCGGAGGCGGUGGAAGCAAGAGCAAUAGCCAGAAAAUGGAUGAGCUGCUCUUGAACUCGGAUUCAGAUAGCGAUUUCGAUCCACGUGCCGAUGAGAUACAGGAUAAUCUUAGCAAUGGGCGAAAUGCCAUUAGCAACGAUCUAUUUGGCUUUGAGCCAUCCAAAAGCUUUGGCCAGCAGCUUUUCUUCAACAACAACAACAGUAGCCUAAAUAACAACAACAGCAGUCUAAAUAACAACAAUAGCAUCAACAGCAGCGGCUUCUCCAGCGAGCUGAACAUUACGCCACCUCUAUUGGCACCGCCGCCAAAGAUUGCGGCACCACGUCGCAGCACCUCGGUGUCCAAUAGCGGCAACAAUGGCCUGAAUGGCAAUACGGAUCUGUUUGGCUCCGAUCCAUUUGAAAUGAACAACGGGCCCAGCGUGUUCAAGAGUCAGCUUAACAUUGAUGACUUCUCGUUGGAGAGUUUGGAUCCGUUGCGCAAGUAAAGUAGGAGGAGGCGGAGGCGGCAGUAGAUCGAAAGCGGUGCUAACUACGCCAUUUGCUGCAAUAUCGAUCGAUCCGAAAGAAAAGUUGUGUUACUAUAUAUAUGAGCGUAUACAGUUU
Drosophila hydei is the source of this 1966-nucleotide messenger RNA. It is a transcript of the gene ced-6, whose product is annotated as PTB domain-containing adapter protein ced-6. The transcript is spliced from 7 exons. The record is from RefSeq and is a predicted model, not a curated record. Lineage: Eukaryota; Metazoa; Arthropoda; Insecta; Diptera; Drosophilidae. Bases 256 to 1848 code for a protein of 530 amino acids.